GCGACGCCGGAAGUCCUCGCUCGGCCUGGCGGUAACCUUGCGGGCCGGGCCACCGCUGCCGAGGUGAGCUCCGCUCGUCUGAGCGUUGGCCCGGCGGAGCUCGUCAGCUGCGGUGGGGAGGCGCGCCGGGGUCGCGCGGGAGGGCGCCGAGCGGCGCGGAGCUCAGGCGUGCGCGCAGGACCUCGCAGCCGACAUGUCUCUGGUGGCGGAAGCGUUCGUCUCCCAGGUCGCAGCUACAGAACCUUGGCCUGAAAAUGCGACCUUAUAUCAGCAACUGAGAGGAGAGCAAAUUUUGCUUUCUGACAAUGCAGCAUCUCUUGCUGUGCAGGCAUUUUUGCAGAUGUGUAAUCUGCCUGUCAAAGUGGUGUGUAGGGCAAAUGCGGAAUAUAUGUCCCCAUCUGGAAAAGUUCCUUUUAUUCAUGUGGGAAAUCAAGUAGUGUCAGAACUUGGCCCAAUAGUCCAAUUUGUUAAAGCCAAGGGCCAUUCUCUUAGUGAUGGGUUGGAUGAAGUCCAAAAAGCAGAAAUGAAAGCCUACAUGGAAUUAGUCAACAAUAUGCUGCUGACUGCAGAGUUGUAUCUCCAGUGGUGUGAUGAAGCUACAGUAGGGGAGAUCACUAUUGCUAGGUAUGGAUCGCCUUACCCUUGGCCUCUGAACCACAUUUUGGCCUAUCAGAAGCAGUGGGAAGUGAAACGUAAGAUGAAAGCUAUUGGAUGGGGUAACAAGACUCUGGACCAGGUCUUAGAAGAUGUAGACCAGUGCUGUCAAGCCCUUUCCCAGAGACUGGGAACACAACCAUACUUCUUCAAUAAGCAACCUACUGAACUUGACGCUCUGGUUUUUGGCCAUUUGUAUACCAUUCUUACCACACAGUUGACCAGCGAUGAACUUUCUGAGAAGGUGAAAAACUAUAGCAACCUCCUUGCUUUCUGUAGAAGAAUUGAACAGCACUACUUUGAAGACCNGGGUAAAGGCAGGUUGUCUUAGAGCUGUAUGCCAAUUAGGUAUUUAAAAAAUCUAACUUUUGAAAUAUGUAUUACUUGAACAAUAUGGUAGUAGUUACAGGAUCUCAAAACCAAAACCACUGUUUUUUGAAACCUCAAAAAAUUUGCAUAAUGUCAUAUACAUGUCCUUUGUACUGUUAUUUGUGUACACUUUGAUUUUGAAUUGUUUGAUUUGUUACAUUAUAUUCUAUAUCUUGACAUUUUCUUUCUUUAUGAGCAUAUAAAAAUAAACCUUAAGCAAC
Molecule: messenger RNA, 1244 nt
Organism: Mus pahari (shrew mouse)
Lineage: Eukaryota; Metazoa; Chordata; Mammalia; Rodentia; Muridae
Gene: Mtx2
Product: metaxin 2
Exons: 10
Coding region: 194-985 (263 amino acids)
Biological process (GO): mitochondrion organization
Cellular component (GO): SAM complex
Source: RefSeq, a predicted model, not a curated record